Molecule: messenger RNA, 840 nt
Organism: Aspergillus sclerotioniger CBS 115572
Lineage: Eukaryota; Fungi; Ascomycota; Eurotiomycetes; Eurotiales; Aspergillaceae
Product: 18S rRNA methyltransferase BUD23
Exons: 2
Coding region: 1-840 (279 amino acids)
Biological process (GO): rRNA (guanine-N7)-methylation
Cellular component (GO): nucleolus
Molecular function (GO): rRNA (guanine) methyltransferase activity
Source: RefSeq, a predicted model, not a curated record
AUGUCGCGUCCCGAAGAUGUCUUGCCUCCGGAUCUAUUCUACGAUGACAAUGAGUCUCGGAAGUAUACCACUUCAUCGCGUAUCCGUAACAUCCAGUCCGAUAUGACCCAUCGGGCCCUUGAUCUUCUAGACCUUCGGUCACCGUCACUCAUUCUUGAUGUUGGCUGCGGCUCUGGUCUUUCUGGCGAGAUCCUUUCUCAGGUGUCUCCGGAACAUGGCGGUCCGCACACUUGGUUCGGCAUGGAUAUUUCGCCCAGUAUGCUCGACGUCGCCCUUCAACGCGAUGUCGACGGCGACCUUUUUCUUGCUGAUAUCGGGCAAGGGAUACCCUUCCGUCCCGGAACUUUUGACGCAGCCAUCAGCAUUAGUGCUAUCCAGUGGCUCUGUAAUGCGGAGUCGAGUGAUGUUAGUCCGGAAGGUCGUCUCCGUCGCUUCUUUGAGGGUUUAUAUGCUAGUCUUCGGCGUGGAGGUCGCGCAGUCUGUCAAUUUUAUCCCAAGAAUGAUGCUCAGCGGAGCAUGAUUAGCGGAGCUGCCAUGAAGGCUGGCUUUGGAGCAGGUAUACUUGAAGAUGAUCCGGGUACAAAGAACAGCAAAUUAUACCUGGUUCUCACAGUCGGAGGCGGUGGGUUACAAGGCGACAUCACUGGUAUUGUGAAUGGUCUGAACGAUGUGGAUGUCUUGGACGCCCGGAAGAGGGCCAUGGAGCAUGGGAAGCAGCCAUCGUCCAGGAAGGGUGACAAGGCCUGGAUUCUGCACAAAAAGGAACAGAUGACACGGAAGGGCAAGGUCGUCAAAGCAAAUUCGAAAUAUACUGGCAGAAAACGACGUCCCGCUUUUUGA